Molecule: messenger RNA, 6157 nt
Organism: Loxodonta africana (African savanna elephant)
Lineage: Eukaryota; Metazoa; Chordata; Mammalia; Proboscidea; Elephantidae
Gene: WASHC4
Product: WASH complex subunit 4
Exons: 33
Coding region: 73-3594 (1173 amino acids)
Biological process (GO): endosomal transport; endosome organization
Cellular component (GO): WASH complex; endosome
Source: RefSeq, a predicted model, not a curated record
CAGCGGCCCGGGUGAGGCUGCUGUCGCCGCCCGGGCUGGUUGGGGCUGGUGUUUGUGGGAGGCGCCGGGGUGAUGGCGGUGGAGACUCUGUCCCCGGACUGGGAGUUCGACCGUGUUGACGACGGCUCACAGAAAAUUCAUGCGGAAGUCCAGCUGAAGAAUUAUGGAAAAUUUCUUGAGGAAUAUACAUCUCAAUUGAGAAGAAUUGAAGACGCCCUGGAUGACUCAAUUGGAGAUGUGUGGGAUUUCAAUCUUGACCCGAUAGCAUUAAAGCUUCUGCCUUAUGAACAGUCUUCCCUUUUGGAACUUAUAAAGACCGAAAACAAGGUCUUAAACAAAGUCAUCACUGUUUAUGCUGCACUUUGUUGUGAAAUCAAGAAAUUAAAAUAUGAGGCUGAAACUAAAUUUUAUAAUGGCCUCUUGUUCUACGGAGAAGGAGCUACCGAUUCCAGCAUGGUGGAAGGCGAUUGCCAAAUUCAAAUGGGAAGAUUUAUUUCAUUCUUACAGGAACUGUCUUGUUUUGUUACCAGGUGCUAUGAAGUGGUGAUGAAUGUAGUCCAUCAGUUGGCUGCCCUCUAUAUCAGUAACAAGAUUGCACCCAAAAUUAUAGAGACAACUGGAGUUCAUUUUCAGACUAUGUAUGAGCACUUGGGAGAGCUGCUAACAGUUUUGCUCACCUUGGAUGAAAUCAUUGAUAAUCAUGUCACAUUGAAAGACCACUGGACUAUGUACAAAAGAUUACUGAAAUCUGUGCAUCACAAUCCUUCAAAAUUUGGGAUUCAAGAAGAAAAACUAAAGCCAUUCGAAAAGUUUUUACUGAAACUAGAAGGGCAGUUGCUCGAUGGAAUGAUAUUCCAGGCCUGUAUAGAACAACAGUUUGAUUCUCUAAAUGGAGGAGUAUCUGUGUCAAAAAAUAGCACUUUUGCUGAAGAAUUUGCACAUAGUAUUCGCUCAAUUUUUGCAAAUGUAGAAGCCAAACUUGGAGAACCUUCUGAAAUUGACCAAAGAGACAAGUAUGUUGGAAUUUGUGGACUCUUUGUGCUGCACUUUCAAAUUUUUCGAACAGUUGAUAAAAAGUUUUAUAAGUCUUUAUUGGACAUCUGUAAGAAGGUACCAGCCAUCACUCUAACUGCUAAUAUUAUUUGGUUUCCCGAUAAUUUUCUGAUCCAGAAGAUACCAGCAGCUGCCAAACUUAUAGACAGAAAAAGUCUUCAAGCCAUUAAAAUGCAUAGGGAUACUUUCCUGCAGCAGAAAGCUCAAUCACUUACCAAAGAUGUGCAGUCUUACUACGUCUUUGUGAGCUCAUGGAUGAUGAAAAUGGAAUCUAUUUUAUCCAAAGAGCAGAGAAUGGAUAAGUUUGCUGAAGACCUCACUAAUAGAUGUAAUAUUUUUAUACAGGGCUUCUUAUAUGCAUAUGGUAUUAGUAACAUUAUUAAAACCACAAUGAAUCUCUACAUGUCCAUGCAAAAGCCAAUGACCAAAACUUCCGUUAAGGCAUUGUGCAGGCUUGUUGAACUUCUUAAGGCAAUAGAGCAUAUGUUCUACAGAAGAAGCAUGGUCGUGGCUGAUUCAGUUUCUCACAUAACACAGCACCUUCAGCAUCAGGCUCUUAAUUCUAUUUCUGUGGCCAAGAAAAGAGUAAUUUCUGACAAAAAAUACAGUGAACAGCGUCUUGAUGUCCUCUCUGCUCUAGUUUUGGCUGAAAAUACACUAAAUGGACCAAGCACAAAGCAAAGACGACUAAUAGUUUCUUUGGCACUAAGUGUUGGCACACAAAUGAAAACAUUUAAGGACGAAGAACUCUUUCCGCUUCAAGUGGUCAUGAAAAAGCUGGAUCUUAUCAGUGAACUUAGAGAACGAGUCCAAACACAAUGUGAUUGUUGUUUUUUGUACUGGCAUCGAGCUGUCUUCCCAAUUUAUUUAGAUGAUGUGUAUGAAAAUGCCAUUGAUGCAGCCAGAUUACAUUACAUGUUCAGUGCUUUACGCGACUGUGUACCUGCUAUGAUGCACGCAAGGCAUUUAGAGUCCUAUGAAAUACUUCUGGAUUGCUAUGACAAGGAAAUUAUGGAAAUUUUAAAUGAGCAUUUGCUGGACAAGUUGUGCAAAGAAAUAGAGAAGGAUUUGCGACUUUCCGUGCAUACUCACUUAAAACUGGAUGACCGAAACCCUUUCAAAGUUGGCAUGAAAGAUCUGGCCCAUUUUUUCUCUCUGAACCCAAUUCGGUUUUUCGAUCGUUUCAUUGACAUUCGAGCUUAUGUAACUCACUACCUAGAUAAGACUUUCUACAAUCUAACAACAGUAGCCCUUCAUGACUGGGCCACUUAUAGUGAGAUGAGAAACUUAGCGACUCAGCGUUACGGAUUGGUCAUGACAGAGGCGCAUCUCCCUAGUCAGACUCUGGAGCAGGGUCUGGAUGUUUUGGAAAUUAUGAGAAACAUUCAUAUAUUUGUGUCUCGAUACCUCUAUAAUCUCAACAAUCAGAUCUUUAUUGAACGAACUAGCAAUAAUAAACAUUUGAAUACAAUUAAUAUUCGGCACAUUGCUAAUUCAAUUAGAACACAUGGCACAGGAAUCAUGAAUACAACAGUUAAUUUCACCUACCAGUUUUUGAAAAAGAAGUUCUAUAUAUUUAGCCAAUUUAUGUAUGAUGAACAUAUCAAAUCCAGAUUGAUUAAAGAUAUUCGGUUUUUCCGGGAAAUCAAGGACCAAAAUGAUCAUAAGUAUCCUUUUGAAAGAGCAGAAAAAUUCAAUCGAGGCAUCAGAAAACUUGGAAUAACACCAGAGGGACAGAGCUACCUUGAUCAGUUCAGGCAACUCAUCAGCCAAAUUGGUAAUGCUAUGGGCUAUGUACGAAUGAUAAGAUCCGGUGGUCUUCAUUGUAGCAGCAAUGCCAUUAGAUUUGUGCCUGAUCUUGAAGAUAUUGUGAAUUUUGAAGAACUAGUGAAAGAAGAAGGUCUUGCAGAAGAAACAUUAAAAGCAGCAAGGCAUUUGGAUUCAGUCCUCAGUGAUCACACACGAAAUUCUGCUGAAGGCACAGAAUAUUUCAAAAUGCUUGUGGAUGUUUUUGCUCCAGAAUUUCGAAGGCCAAAGAAUAUACAUCUCCGAAAUUUCUAUAUCAUCGUUCCCCCUCUGACCCUCAACUUUGUAGAGCAUUCCAUUAGUUGCAAGGAAAAAUUAAAUAAAAAGAAUAAAAUUGGAGCUGCUUUUACUGAUGAUGGCUUUGCCAUGGGUGUGGCUUACAUUCUGAAGCUUUUGGAUCAGUACCAGGAGUUUGACUCACUUCACUGGUUCCAGUCUGUUAGAGAGAAGUACCUGAAGGAGAUAAGAGCAGUUGCUAAGCAACAGAAUGGGCAGUCAGCCAGUCAGGAUGAAAAACUACUACAAACCAUGAAUCUCACCCAGAAGCGACUGGAUGUCUACCUGCAGGAAUUUGAAUUGCUCUAUUUUUCACUGAGCAGUGCAAGAAUUUUCUUCAGAGCAGACAAGACCGCAGCUGAAGAAAACCAGGAAAAGAAAGAGAAGGAAGAAGAAACUAAAACAAGCAACGGAGACCCGUCCGACAGCACUGUGUCUGCCGAGCCUGUUGUGAAAUGAUACUGAUGGUAUGCAUUAUCCUAGGAAAUCUGUGGAAUUGUGUUAAUGCUAUUUGCCAGUCACAUGGAUGUUAAUAAGCUAUUGAUGAAUUGUUUCCUGGGUCAAUCUCUGGAAAAUAUAUCGAUGUUGGAACUUUUUCAGGCAGUGCUCUAAAGCUAGGUUCGUUCUUCUUCCAAAAGUUCUACUUUGUUAAGGUUGAGAAUGAGACUUAAAAUAGGAUUAUAGCCUGGAGGAUGUGCCUAGGAACAGUUAUUUGAAGUGAAGUUACUUAAGGGCAAAUCCAAAUUCCUAAACUGCCACUUCACAUCUCUUGUAAUGUACGUGAGUAUUUAUACUUUGUAUUUGCAAAGGUCUUUGAUGCAUAUUUGUCUUAAGUCAUUGGAAAUUCAUUGCAUAUACUAUGUAUAGCCAGUAAACACAUAUUUUUUAAAAAAAGGAAUUGAGCCUGAACUCCAUGAAGCAUCUGUAUCAUCAUUAUAAAAGGAAUGUAUGAAGAUGACUUGGAUACCAGAGGUGAGGCACAGGUGUGCUGUGAACACUCCUGUACAGUCUAAACCGAGGAGUAGUCCUUCAUUGUUAAUUUCAUGUGACUCACAGAGCUGCUGCUGUCUUUGGUGUGACAGUUUAUACUAGUUUACAUUGCUUUGGGAACAUUUAACCUCCAACAACUGCUUUAAAUGUAAGAUUUACUUGAUAGUCAAGAUGAAAGCAAAUCCAGAUAAAGCCAUAUAGUCCUGCCUGAAGCUUUCCUUCUGGGGAAGGCACUAUGAACGGAUCAGAGGAUAUUGAUGUAUUCUUUCUUCUACAUCCGAACUCAGGUUUCUUCUACAUUAUGGUUCAGUUGAAAUCUUGGUGAUGGUUUGGGCAGGCUUUUUCUUUAAAGCAAGUAUAAACUCAUUGCACUGUGCAGGCUUUUAAAAAAUUACCACUGUGAGAAUAAAGUUCUAAUAAAUUAGAUCAUUAACUGGUUUAAAAAAUACAAAAAGGUUUUUGAGUACAUUUAGUUUCUGGUGAGCUGCUAGCUUUAUUUUUGUAAAGAGUAUGCAAGCUAAAUAGUUAAUCAUGGCUUAUAAUCUUUUAAUACAACAAAAUACCUUUGCAAUGAAAAAAUUUUAAAACUUUAAAUACAAACAUUAUGGUGGGAAACUUGAUUUUUCCAUUGCAUUUGCCUGCUAAGCAUUUCUUCGAAUACAUCCUGCGAGUAAUUCUAACAUUGUUCUUUGAUUUCCAGCUUUUAGAAUGGGUGUACAAUGCCCUGCCUGUAGACAUGGGUUAGAUCGGGUAACUUUCCCAGCCGAAGAUAAAUAUGUUCACUGUUUGAUUUAAAGUCGAAAGAAACAGACUGUAGGAAAUGUUGUUUAUUAUGUAAACAUGACUUACAGAAUUAUGAACAAUGGGUGGAUGAAAGGCAUUUAAUAUUUGUAAUUCAUACUAACUGUAGAAAUGGCCCUAAAGCAUGCUGCAUAAUUAAUAAUUUAUAUUUCGAUUAUAGUAAAUGUUUUUAUUAAUGAUCUUGUAUUUUAUUAUAUCAAAUUAGUUACCGUUUCAUAGCAAGAGUAUUUUUUUUUCCUCUUUCUUAAAAGCACCCCCUUUAAUAGGAAUAGAAAUUGUGAUCAGAAGAGAAUCAGAUGUCUCCAUUCAUACCCCCAUACAUGUAAAUUAAUUGUUUUAUCAAUACUAGAUGAAGUUCACAUGCUGACUUCCUGGAUCUCUACAAUUGAGAAGAAAGUGAUGGGUUAUUAUUUUGCCUUUAGUUCAAAAUAAUGUCACUGCAGUCUGGACAAAUUAUAAAAAAUUCACGUAUUUGCAAUGAAAUCUCUGAAAAGGUGAAGCAUAUUUAAUGGUUUUAAACUUCGGAGCUACAGAACUGGAGUGUAGUCACACCUAAGUUACUGUACACAUUUGGAUGAUGAUUUUUUCUUGCUAAAAUACUUUCUUGUUUUCAGACAUACUAUAAUUUAAAAAUUAAUGUGAGCAUUGAAGUUCACAAAAAACUUAAUGAUGUUCAAAUUCUCAGGAAUUAAGGACUAACCAUAACAUUGCCAGUUCUAAUUGAAUUUUGUAAAAGAUAGUUUGUUACCUCACUUGUGUGAGGCUUCCCGCUCUCUACCAUUCUAAGAGUAAAAUACAAUAUGUAUACUCAAACAUCAAUAAAAUGUAAUUUCAAAAAUUGCCCUUCCCUGGAUCUUAUGUUCAAAAUGAAUGUCUUAAACCAGUAGUUCUUAACUUCUUUGGGGUCUCCUUUAAUAAAUAUAUGGAAUCUCUCUUUAAAAAAAAAAAUGGCUGCAUCCACAUGGGCAGCAAAUUUCGAGAAUAGAAGUAGGGGCACUGGCUCCUCUCCAUUUUCACAGAUGAAGAACUUUUCUUUCCUUUAUGAAUUCUUGAUCCUUCCAUUGUUUGUUAGUUUCAAAUAAAAAGAUCCUGCCUGAAUUUUUUAUUUUAAAUCCCAAUUCAGAGAAGGAAUCAUUAAUUUGCAGUGUUUAAUAAUAUGUUGGAAAUAACUGUAUUCCUCUUUGCAAACAUGAGUUGAAAUGAAACUAAUAAUAAACAGCCUUUUAAAUAC